This is a messenger RNA of Penaeus indicus, 1544 nucleotides long. RefSeq names its product methanethiol oxidase-like. The transcript is spliced from 8 exons. The annotation marks the transcript as partial. Gene Ontology annotation, molecular function: selenium binding. The record is from RefSeq and is a predicted model, not a curated record. Lineage: Eukaryota; Metazoa; Arthropoda; Malacostraca; Decapoda; Penaeidae.
UCUUCAUCCUCCGUGACCUUGCCCCGCCCUCUCCCCUGCAGAUCCUGGAGCCCGAGGUCCUGAAGUCCAUGGGCGUGAGCAACCCUCACACCACGCACUGCCUCCCCAACGGGAAGGUCAUGAUCUCGACCAUGGGCGACGAGCACGGCCGCGGCAAAGGCUCCUUCGCCACCUUCGACUCCGUCUCCUUCGAGCCUCUCGGACUCUGGACCAAGGACUCCUCCGACUACGGCUACGACUACUGGUACCAACCCACGCACGACGUCCUCAUCUCGACGGAGUGGGGCUGCCCCUUGUCCUUCUCCAAGGGCUUUGACCCUAAGGAUGUGGCUGCAGGGAAAUACGGAACGCACCUGAACGUGUACUCGUGGAGUGAGCAGCGACUUCUGCAGCGUAUUGACCUGGGUCUGGAAGGCGUGAUGCCCCUGGAAGUGCGGUUCCUGCACAACCCACUCUCCACGGAGGGCUUCGUCGGCUGCGCCCUCUACGCCAACGUCUUCAGGUUUUACCGCAAGGAUGAUGGGACUUGGGCAGCGCACAAGGUGAUCAGCAUUCCCCCCAAGAAAGUGGAAGGCUGGUCUUUGCCUGAAAUGCCAGGUGUGAUGACCGACAUCCUCAUCUCCCUGGACGACCGGUUCCUGUACUUCAGCAACUGGGCCCACGGGGACGUCCGCCAGUACGACAUCACGGACCCCGAGCACCCGAAGCUCGUGGGCCAGAUCUUCCUCGGCGGCUCCAUCGUCAAGGGAGGCCCCGUCAAGGUGGUGCACGACCUCGAGCUCGAGGAACAACCCGACCCAGUGUACAUCCAGGGCCGUAAGCUAGAAGGAAGCCCUCAGAUGCUCCAGCUUUCCUUGGACGGGAAACGUCUGUACGUGACAGACUCCCUCUUCUCUCCCUGGGAUCGGCAGUUCUACCCAGAGACCGUAGCGAAGGGGUCGGUUAUGCUGCAGAUGGACGUGGACACCGUCAACGGGGGUCUGACCCUCAACAAAGACUUCCUGGUAGACUUUGGGAAGGAACCCGAAGGACCUUCACUCGCCCAUGAGAUCAGGUACCCCGGAGGCGACUGCACCUCGGACAUCUGGCUGCCUGAAGGGUCCUCCGAGUGCCCCCACCGCGCCAGCAAGUGUGCCCAGUCCCAAAUGCCUGCAAAGAUUUAGUUUCCCAUUUGCUUCUCCUACCGCAAGAAUUUUAUUUUUGCCAAUGAAUUCGGAAACAUCGCUGGCUUGGGGAGGAAGGGUAAAAAAAAAUUGGAAUGACUCCUGAUGAAGUUUUCUUUAUUUGAUGUUGCUUAACAGUUACACGCUGGGUACAUAUAACCAAAUAAAAAUGUGUGUGUUUGUGUGUGUGUGUGUGUGUGUGUGUGUGUUUGUGUGUGUGUGUGUGUGUGUGUGUGUGUGUUUGUGUGUGUGUGUGUGUGUGUGUGUGUGUGUGUGUGUGUGUGUGUUUGUGUGUUUGUGUGUGUGCGCUCGUGUGUGCGUGUGUGUGUUAGGGCUAUUGCUGUGGUUUUGGGUUUGCUUUUUAAUAUACAUCCUGUAAAU